UUAUAAACAUGCAUCGAUCAAAAUCGUAAUAAAUUUUAACAUGGUAAACAGGAUUGAUAGAUACUGAGAACGCUGAAAACAGAUCAAAAUUUAUCGCACCAUGGAAGCCAAAACAGUGGUGAAAAUACUGAAUGAUCUGGUAGCAAUAAAAAUAGAAGAUCUUAAUAUCAAGCAAUUGCUAACUAUUCUGGAAGCAGUAAAACAGGAGCAGGACUUCUCGGACAGCAAUGAUGCUGAUUGUUUAUGGAAGAUGUCAGUUCAAUUUCUACAUAUUCAGCAAAGUUUCGUAUCUAAUUAUGCAGUACAACGAGAAACCCCCAACGACCAAGGCACACCAGAAGGAGAUCUAAUCAAUCUUCCAGAGCAACUGAUAUUUCUGCAAGCAGUGGAUCGUAUUCGACAAUUUACUCUGAAUUUGUACCUGCCUCAGGAGCUGAGAGGACUAACCAAAUGCGAUUUGAAAAUGAUUAUUCAGUUGGAGAGUGCUGAACGAAUUAGACGGCUGGAAUAUUGCGUAGAAGCUUUCCGGAAGUUGUUUGAAUCCAAAAUCGUAGCUAUCCAAACGCAACUAGAAAACUGCAUUCUGGAAUACAUCGCCGGAGUAUUCAGUUAUUACUUUCUUCUGGGAGAUUUCUCCGAAAUGCGGGAAAGCAUGGCCUUCAAGGGAAUUGGAAUGUUUUCGGUGGAUCAAAUUUUUAAAAGUUUAUUGAUCAUUAAAGGGAUUCCAAAGCUGCCUGCAGAGUUAUCAAAACAAACACACUUGGAGCUACUCAGGUUAACCGGGGAACCAGGAGGUUUACCAGUCCUAUGCAGAACACUUCUAGCUAACGUCCCUACGGACGAAGCACCCACAUGGAAGAAGAGUGAAAUUAUCGCAAAGAUUGUCGCUAGCAAAGGUCACACCAAGAAAUUCUACCGGCAGGUUCUUCGAGAUGUGUUUGUACUUUAUGAGACUUCUUUGUUCAGCAACGAACAGGAAGAGAAUCUUCCCUACGCGACUACUUGUGUUGAAUGCAUGCGACAACUAUAUUUGCUUCCUCCCGCUUAUCAGGAACUUCGGGACACAAUUGACAAUUAUUUCGUAGGAUGGGUUGAUCAAAUGACAGAGCCAGAAGAAAUGUUGAAUGGAUCAAUUGUGCUGGAACGUUCCGAGUUGGUGAAGGCUCUUUACAUAAACUAUAUGGCUUUUAGUGGUUCUUCAUGUAGCUCUGUGAGCUCGUCGAUUUUAACCGCCUCACUCCAUAUUUUUCUCCAGUUGUAUUCAAUGAUUCCCACCGGAGCAGAGGAACGGAAGUACUUGCAAACAUUGAUCGUAUUUUGUUUGUCGAAUAGAGGGAAAAAUGAACUGGAACGGAUUUUACAAGAAUUGUUUCUUGGAAAUAAAAACAGUAAUUCAAUGAAGAAAAUCCACUCAAGAAUCUGUGUGAAAGAAGCGCCAGAAGGCGGAACCUAUUCACUGCAGGUUGGACCACCAUCGGAAGAUGACGAACAUAUGGUGGCCCCAACGUUAGUCGAUAUUUUGAAAGAGUCAAACAGAAAUCUUCUUAUCUACGAUGUGUUUGUUCUUCUAUUGAAGUUAUUAGAACAAACUAGUUCGGAAAUAAAUCGAAACGUGCUGUUCGAUGCUGAAGAACAAGAUGCGUUUAAGUGUAACACAUUCUACCAAAAAUACCUCCUCAUUCAGGCUCUUAUGGAUCUCGUUAGUCACAAGCAUCUGCACAAUCAAAUGUAUGAAAACCCUACGGAAAUAUUGGCGUUCAUUAAAUCCUUCGUAAUCAAAAGCAUCGAUGGAGUGCAAGUGAACCACAAUUUAUUAGAGAUAAUCCUCUCGUUGUUUCAAGAACUUUUGCAACGGUUACAGACUAACGACGAUGUACAAGAAAUUAUGAAAUUGUUGAUCCGAUUCAAAAAUUCUACAUAUUGCAACGACCAACUGAGCGCACAAAUUGACUUUAUUUGCAAUGGAAGCAAACUCAAACAUGAUUCCGAACAAAGCCCGUACCAGAAUGCAUUCAGCCUAUGCUCCGACAAGGAACCGUAUUGCAAAGUGUAUGGUACCACGUUGAUGAUUGGUUUGCUGAAGAAACGUGAUCAGGAAAGCCUUAUUCAGAAACACGCGGUUCUGAUUCUGGCGUUGAACAAUUUGCGAAACGUGGAGAGCUACGCCUUCCUGAACUCGGUGCGGCUGCUGGUGGCACUAUGUGAUGUGCUGGAAGCGGAUACGAUCGAAGGCCUAAUAAAGGAAUAUCAGUGCACCGAUAACGAUGUGGAUUACCGUUUGAAGGUGGGAGAAGCAACCAUUAAAACGGUGGAAGCUAUUGGGCCCAUUGCUUUCAAAUAUAGAGAGCAGCUAAUCAACUGUUUUCUGCAUGAAUGUAAAAGUCCUAUUGAUGAAUUACGAGCGUCAAGUCUUGCUAAUUUAGGCAACGUUUGCAAGAUUCUGUCCUAUCAGGUGCACACAUUCUUUUAUGAGAUGUUCCUAGUUGUGAAAUCCACCGUCGAGACAGAUUGCUACCUACCUGCUCGCCGAGCCGCCAUUCUGGUACUCUCUCAACUGAUCGAAGGAAUGGACAAUCUUCUGGAUUAUCAAGAAUAUCUUUCCUCAAUUUAUCGAUUCCUAAAGUAUAUCACCGAAUCGGAGAAAGAUGACGUGACUCGGUUGCAAGCUGCUGUCGGUCUCGAUCACCUGAAGGUAAAGACGAAAGACUUUUUGAAUGUCGCCAAUACUGCGAUGGCUGUUGGCAAACUCGAGAAGGAGAUUCGGAUAUUCGGAAUCAAGGAGCAGGAAGCGGCAGAACGACGUCGAAACACACGAGGAAGUGAAACUAUUCUUACGAAAAUGUUAGACUAAAAAUGUUUAUUACAAAGUUUGAUUUUCUUGUUCUUACGUACAUCAUA
Molecule: messenger RNA, 2898 nt
Organism: Armigeres subalbatus
Lineage: Eukaryota; Metazoa; Arthropoda; Insecta; Diptera; Culicidae
Gene: Tango6
Product: transport and Golgi organization protein 6
Exons: 5
Coding region: 101-2851 (916 amino acids)
Biological process (GO): protein secretion
Source: RefSeq, a predicted model, not a curated record